CUUGAAAAAGGGCACUAAGCUUGAGCUGCCAUGGUUUGCUUUUCGCUGCCGAUGCUCAGCCUUUGCUUGGCCUUGCCGCUGGUUUUUGCAGACUUCAACGGCACAGAGGAGUUUCCUGGCGCGUGUAGCAUCAGCACGGGCGGGCAGCACCUCUGUGCUUUGGAGCAGGCCACAGGCCAUGUGCUGUGCUGGGGCAACGGCGACUUCGGGCAGCUGGGCGACAACUUGGCCACCUCCUCCAUGACACCAGUUCGUGUUCAAGGCCUGGAGGCGGCAGUGGUAGUGACGGCCGGCGGCCUGCACUCCUGCGCCGUGGAGCUGGGCGGCGUUGCCAAGUGCUGGGGCAAGGGCGAGGACGGCCAGCUGGGCUUUGGCGGCCGCAGCCGGCGCCACGAGGCCCGGCCUGUGGCGCGCCUGGGCCCCACUGCGGACAUCCGCGCCGGGGGGUCCCACACCUGCGCCUUGGAGGUGUCCGGCGCGGUGCGGUGCUGGGGCUGGGGCGAGUUCGGGCAACUCGGGGACGGGCACACUCUGGACAGCCUCUAUCCCGUUCGGGCGGCGGGCCUGGAGUCGGCCAUCGCUGUGUGUGCUGGCGGCUUACAUAGCUGCGCUGUGGAACACACUGGUUUCGUCAAGUGCUGGGGAUGGGGCGAGCGCGGACAAUUAGGGAAUAGCAGCGAGCGAGACAACAGCCCGGUGCCCGUCCUUGUCGAAGGGAUCGAGGAUGCGGUCUCCGUGGCUUGCGGGUACCAGCACUCCUGCGCCCUGGUGGCCAACGCGAGCACGCUGUGCUGGGGCCAGGGCAUCGAUCUGCAGCUGCAGCGGCCCGACGAGGUCUGGGCCAAGACGACCCGCCGCGUCAUGCGCCUGGACGAGAUCCUGGCGCUGCAGUCGCCGAUGCCCACCGCCCCCAUGAAGUCGGUGUGGUGAGCCUGGACGAAUUCGGAAUGUUCGAUUCAGCGAGUUUGGACACCUGACUCAGCUGGUGGGCUAGAAGUAAACAUGGAAAUCGGCGGCUGUGGUUCGCCAUGCUUCAUGAAUUGCUGCUGUGGACAGGGAGAGAAAGCCCUGUGAGCUGCCACGAGUGCAGAUGGGAGUGUUGAGAGGAAAGGCACCGAGUGCGCAAAGUGCACCGGGUGCAGAGGGUGAGUGAAACUUUCCGCGGUGAGCGGACUGGCCAGCCAGCCGUCAACUCUGCGCAUGCUAUCCGCUGGAAUUGUAGCCUACUUGUAGGAGGUGCAAUGCGCUACAUGCUCAUGCAGCGCUCCCUCCGGUGUGCAUCCGUGCGGCAAACACAU
Messenger RNA from Effrenium voratum, 1298 nucleotides. Lineage: Eukaryota; Dinophyceae; Suessiales; Symbiodiniaceae. The record is from the annotation of a GenBank genome assembly.